UCCAGUGCUGUGAUGUCGCGGAGUAUUCUGGCUUUCUGUCUCUUGGCAUGUAUUGACUCUGGAAUAAGCGCAUAUCCAGUCAAGCCUGCCAGUCCCCGGGAAGGCGCACCACCUGAAGAGCUCAUCAAAUACUAUUCUGCACUAAGACACUACAUAAAUCUCAUUACCAGACAGAGGUAUGGGAAAAGAGAAACUCCAGAUACUCUAUUUGCUGAUGUGUUUAUGAGGGAGAGCACAGAGAGUGUUCCAGGAUCAAACUACAUCAGGUAUGAUGUCCUGCCACUGUGGUGA
Molecule: messenger RNA, 291 nt
Organism: Cyclopterus lumpus (lumpfish)
Lineage: Eukaryota; Metazoa; Chordata; Actinopteri; Perciformes; Cyclopteridae
Product: peptide YY-like
Exons: 3
Coding region: 13-291 (92 amino acids)
Biological process (GO): feeding behavior; neuropeptide signaling pathway
Cellular component (GO): extracellular region
Molecular function (GO): neuropeptide Y receptor binding; neuropeptide hormone activity
Source: RefSeq, a predicted model, not a curated record